AUGUCGUGCGCGGUCCAGGUUCAAGCCCUGGCUGGGGUCAAUGGGAUCGAUUCAGGCAGAAACACUGGUGCUGUUGGUAGGAAAGUACGCCUGAGAAUUGCUCCUGUGAGGGUGCAAGGAAAGCAACCCGGACAAGUAGUGGAGACGUAUGCACUUUUAGACAAUGGUUUUGAUGUGCCACUUUGUUAUGAGAAGCUAAUCGAUGGGUUAGGCAUCAGCGGAGUCCAGAGGCAUUUCUCCCUAACCACCCAGGAGAAAAGGGACAGUCCAAGGUCAGGUUACGAAGUUAAGCUCAUCAUCAACUCGUCUGACCAUGAAUCAAGUCUGGAAAUACCCAAAGUAUGGACUGUCGAGCGUCUGAACAAUCCCGAGCUAAGCAUUCCAAGAGAUCGGGAUGUCGACAGAUGGUCUCAUCUGAAAGUAAUUGAACUUCCAGAGAUUGACAACAAGGAAGUCCGAGUACUUAUGGGAUGUAACGUGCCUGAAGCGUUUUGGGUCCUCAAAGAAAAACGUGGUAGCAAAGGCGAGCCAGUGGGCAUUCGAUCUCCACUGGGUUGGACGAUAAUAGGACCGACAGAGAAGAUUGGUCAAGAGGACAGCUUCAAUGUGAAUUUCUUACGUUUGGAAACGCAAGAUGAUGAUGAAACCCUCUCACAGCAAGUAGAGAAGUUUUGGAAAGCUGACUUCUUUGUUCAUUUGAUGUCAAGUUCAAAGGUGCUCAUGUCUGUAGAAGAUGAGCGAACCUUGAGGAUAAUGGAGGAAUCAUCCAAGGAAGUUUCUGGUCAUUACCAAAUAGUACUUCCCUGGAGACAGCAGCCCCCUUAUCUGCCGAACAAUCGAAUUCUUGCAGGCCACAGACUGCAACUGUAGAAGAAGAAGUUUCUACGUGAUCACAAAUUGUUUGAAAGCUACAGGGCGACUAUUCAUGACUACAUCUCAAGGGGCUACGCCCAACGAGUACCUAAAGAAGAGCUUGAUGUCGAUGGCAAACCUCUAUGGUAUCUUCCACAUCAUGCUGUCUUCAAUCCUAACAAGCCAAGAAAAUUAAGAGUGGUUUUGACUGCGCAGCUCGAUAUAAAGGAACAUUGCUUAAUGACCAACUAUUAAGUGACCCAGACCUGACCAACAGCCUGUUUGGUGUCCUUGUAAGAUUUCGUCAAGAACCAGUAGCUCUAUCCUCAGACAUCGAAGCUACAAUCAUGGAAAAAGUGUUGACACAUUUGAGCAAAACAGAUGCUUUCUAUCGGCGUCCUUCCGUAGUUUCAAAAAACAUCUUUUUGUCGAUAGUCAAGCCCCCUUCUCUCCCUUUUCAAUGUUGAAAUACGCUCCGUGGACACUGUCACGUGGUUAAAGCAUCGAAAAGGGGAGAGGGGGGCCGAAAUGUGAAACUUGGAGAUUGAAAAAACACUCUCGCGUUCAACAAAACAGGUAUUUUUCGGCGAGUGUCUCAACUGCUUUUGUCCACGAUUGUAUGUUCCAUCAAGUAAUGGUUGAUCCAAAGGAUGUUGGUGCCCUGAGGUUCCUAUGGUGGCCUGACGACGACUUAUCUAAUAUAAACAGCCAGUAGAAUACAAAAUGAAUGUUCAUCUAUUUGGUAGCACGUCCCCUCCAAGCUGUGCCAGAUUCUACACGCUUGUGGCCAAUCGGCUAGCAGUGAUACACGAUGGUUCAGAACUUUCCCAGUGGAAUUACGUCCCAACUAACAUCAACCCAGCGGACGAUGUCAGCCGAGGUCUGACAGUGGAGGAGUUAUUAAGCAAUGAGAGAUGGUUUAGAGGCCCUGCAUUUCUGUGGGAAAAUAAGCCAUCAUGGCUCAUCAAUCCAGUCUCCUUUGCCAACACUUCCGAGACCCAGAAGUCAGAGCUCGAGGUCAAACGAAUCACGUUACCCAGAUGGAGGAAAAACGACCACUGGACCUAAUGAUGCUCCAAUAUUCGUCAUGGUACAUGUUCAAGAGAGCUGUUGCUUGGCUUCUGAGACUUGGACAAUUCUUAAAGGGAAGAGGUGCUUGCGAGCUUCAUCAUCUGUUGAUGUUUCACCUUGUGGCUGUCUUGAUCUUUAUAGCUAUCGUGUAGUUAAUUUACAAUGAGAAAGACUUGUUAAUUUAUGCACUAGACGUCGCGCUUGAACUUCACUAGUCGUUAAGUACAUUUACUUAGUGAACUCAAUUUAGUUCAGGGGCCGGUAAUGUAGCGACUAGAACUUUCUCUGCUUUGGAUGUCACGUUUCUCCGUGACCCCUGGGAAUUAUGCAACCCACUCUGUAGUACUUAAGCGUUCUUCAUUAUGUACAGUUUUGUUGUCAUUUUCGCCGGUGCUUGUUAGCACUGAAAGUUCGAUCUGCUGGUUUCUACCGCGUUUUCCUCAGCUGCUUCACUGUUGUGAGCACUGAAGCACUAAUUCUAGAAUUCGAGUCGCCAUGGCCACAGUUUUGUAAGUUUAUUUUCUCCGUUGUCAGUUUUUUUGUCGUUAUAUUUUUACUGAAAUAUUUUGUCCCGUUUAUUUUUUCAGUUGAAUCACGCACACCCACGAUCACCUUUUGUUUCUCUCGUGUUUACGCCCAGCGUGAUUAAACUUGUGCAUUCAAACUGUGACGUCUGUAGCGCUUACUAGACCUACAAGCUAAAUCACAUUA
Molecule: messenger RNA, 2634 nt
Organism: Orbicella faveolata
Lineage: Eukaryota; Metazoa; Cnidaria; Anthozoa; Scleractinia; Merulinidae
Source: RefSeq, a predicted model, not a curated record